GCGCUUCGAUUAUUACUGAUUUCAAAGAUCGAAAAUUGCAAACAAACAUAUUGCCGUUAGAAAUCUGUACAAGAGCUCCUCUUUUUGCAUUUUGUUUCUCUCUUUUUACAUUCAAAUUUCUGUUUCGAAUAAUUGAGUUUCCAGUAUCUAUCUUGUGAUUUUACUUGUUUCGUAUAGAAUUUCUUUGAUUUUCCUGUCGUAAGGUUCAUAAGUUCCAAUUUCGAAUUACAACAAUCCUGCUGAAAAUUUCAGAAAUUUUGUCGUAUAAAUAAAAUUGUGGAUUUCCGAUUGAAUUUCAACUACGUAAGAUAUAAUCUGAGGUGUGUACUAAUUAAUACUAUGGAUGAAGUACAUUUCCAUGGAAAACCUCCAUAGUUCCAAAGCUCCGAAGCUUCAGUCGAUAAGCCGCACGGUUUGCCCGAUCAAUAUGCAAAAUGUCAUUGGCCGCCGUUAUCACCGUUCAAUCUUCGAUCCGUACGCAUCCGACAGCUCGAACUCUCCAUCUCCACUGGCGAAGUACCUUCGCUCGUCCACUCCGCUGGGGGCGAUUGAGAACCUGCAGACGCCGCCGACGGUGUUCAGGGCACCAAUGAAGGUUGAGGAAGAUGUACUGGUAAUGGACGGCAUUCUGAUAGAUAAGUCCAACAAAAGCAGCGACAGUUGUGGUGUAAGGGUUAGGUCAUCCCUAAAAUCAUCUGAUUCCAGGAGAGGCAGCUUAGGGAGUUUGAUUUCUUCUUCUUUAACGUCGUCAUCACCGCCAGGCGGCGGUGGAGGGAGCGAGAAUGACAAUAGAAGCCUCGUCUGCUACAAGGCUGAAAAGUGUCGGUCGUGCGAGGAUUCUGGUAUAUGCCGCUUCGGAUCCAAAUGCCAGGUUGCACACCGGAAAGAAGAUCUGCGCCUGCGCACAAAUCCUUCGUCAAGCAAGAGCAUAUUUGAGGCACAGAUCUGCGAAUCAUACAACAUUUCGGGAGGAUCAAGUUCUUCAUCUUAUGGCACAAAGUGCCGCUUUGGUCCUCGCCAGGUCAAAGCAGCACCAGGACCAGCAAUCACGCCACCACUGUCAAUACCUAUGGCCUUGCCAACAUCACCAAUCGAAAUCAAACAACCUUCUGAUGCCGUUGUCUUUAGCAGGCCUUCAACUACCAGUCUUACUACCUCUGAUUGGACACCUCAGGAUGAUGGAAUUGAGAUUACUUUACCCUGUGGUACGACUGAGAGAGAGAAUCCCUCAAGAGAAGAUGUGGAUGAUCAUAUACAGAGGGUUCUCUAUGGAACUGGUUCAAGGAAAAGACUGCCUGUUUUUGCUGAAUUUUGCACAGUAGAUGAUUGAUUUGGAAUGUCUUUGCUGAAGAAGACACUAAUUCUCUGCUGAAUAUGACUCAGAUUUUUUCUUUUUCGGAGCUAAGGUAACAGACUUGCAUGCUUGCCACUGGUUAAUAUUUGUAAAAUUUUAGGCGGUCUGGGUUUCUAAUUUCGUUCUUCUGGAACAUCUUAUAGGCUAUAAGAUAGCACUGGAAUUGAAUAAAAGAAGUAAAUAGUCGUAUACCUUUCUGAUAACAUGCAUUUUUUGUCGUGUGAAGAAUGAAAUUUACCCUACUGUAUUGUGGAAAUUUAGUUGACGUGGAAAUAAAAUUUAAGGAUGUUUGGAACUUCAUAUUUGCUUCCCACA
This is a messenger RNA of Olea europaea var. sylvestris, 1669 nucleotides long. RefSeq lists its product as uncharacterized. The coding region runs from base 344 to 1330 and encodes 328 amino acids. The record is from RefSeq and is a predicted model, not a curated record. Gene Ontology annotation, molecular function: mRNA binding; metal ion binding. The transcript is spliced from 3 exons. Lineage: Eukaryota; Viridiplantae; Streptophyta; Magnoliopsida; Lamiales; Oleaceae.